CAAAGGAGAACGUACUAGUGCGUCCAACGGCGUUUGAGAUUCAUCGAUCAAAAGACAUUAUAGCAAUUUGUGUUAGCUGCUGACAUCUUUUUCCCGAUAGUCGUCAGGAUACGGCUAACCUUCGAUAAAAAAAAAAAAAAAAAAAAAAAAAAAAAAAAAAAAAAAAAAAAAAAAAAAAGAACACAUCCUGGAGCCCCCUUGAACGCCCAUCAGUUACUAGAGUCAAUUGUAAACAGCCAACCAACGGUUUGGUUAUCACAGCCACACCCGUGGAGGCAAGAUUUCCUGUCUCGACCUGGCGCUCAGCAGUGUUCAAGAAAAAAAGUGCCACACCAUUCAGUGAAAACUUGCUCAGGGUCUCAAUCAGUCUAGAAAGAACCUGGGAACAAUAAGUUAAUUCACCCAGACGUUUAGUUAGUGAAUUUUACUUUACUGUUUGAAUAAUUUAUUUUUGAAGGAGAUUGGAAACAGAACCAUGACGAAACUACUGCAGCUUCUUUUGACACUCGUGAUCUCUGCAUCUGCUCGGUCAGCUGACCAAAUCAAGAUGUCGAAUGAAAAUAAAACUGUAACCUUCGAUUUACCAACAAAGAGUUCAACUUAUCUAGGAUAUUUGGCCGACGAAGAAGAUGCCUCCUUCACCUUCGAAGUUGAAGGAUUCGAUUUGGAACGGGGAAAAGAAAAAUCCGCCACAAAAUCCCACCAGUCAUUCGAAGCAAAAAUAUGGCAUUUAAUGCAGAUUUGGAUAACAACUAAAGAGAACGAGAAAUCAACAGUGCUCAUCUAUCCAAACACCACUUAUCACAUAAGUGGAGAUGAGCAACCCCGAAACAUCAAAAUCAACAGCAACAAAAGAGUCUACUGGACACAAUGCAACAACUAUCACAGCUGCUAUUUCUCUGGGUCAGUUCUCAACGCACCAGACUUCCGAGGAGAUUCGUCCAUGAGCUCGACAACGUUGAUUUUGAUAAUCGUCUGCGGGUUGCAGGGCGUGGCUGUCAUAGGGCUGGUUACUCUUGUUGUGGUACUACUCAUCCGAGGGAAGAAGAAGACGAUGCCUCAAGAACCUGAAGCGAACGUGACAGAAGAGGCCGUCUACGAGGAAGUCAGUCUGUCGGGAACACUUGGUAACUUUCACAGAGGGGCACAAGAGGACCACGAGAGCAUCAACAGCCUCUAUGGGUAUACGACUCAAAGAGGCGGGUGAGACAGAGAGCAGGACCUCGGUCAGGGGAGAAUUGUUUGUGCUCGAAACCUUGUGUUCAAGUCUACUGAGGUUCUAGGUAGUGGCGGAUCUAGAAAUCUUUCAUUUGAGGGUGGGUGGGCCCCACUUGGGAUUAUCAUAUGUGUAUAUAUAGCUAUAUAUAUUAUUUGCACAUAUUGUACAUAUCAACAUUUAUAUAUGUAUACGCACAUAUACACACAAUAGUAGUAGUUGUUAUUGUUUUUGUUGUUGUACAGUUGUUGAAAUAAGCAUUAACUAAGCAAAUUUUGCUACUAAUAGUGAUUUAUUGAAAGAAAACAAUGUUUUACUACUCAUAUCCAAAAGGGGGUAGGGGUCGUCGAGAGGGGGACACAUGACCAGGUCCCACCACCUUAAAUCCGCCAUUGUUCGUAGUUCGCUCAGACAAGAUGAAAGUUGUGAAUUGCAUUUGCUGACAUAACUGCAAACAGUGAAUGAGAAAAUGAAACAAAAUUAUCUCUAAAACCCCAGAAAUAAAUAUAAUCUACUGAGCAAAAUUUUAGCUCCUGUUCACAGAGAUGAUUCUCUGAUAAUAUAUAUAUAUAUAUAUAUAUAUAUAUAU
Macrobrachium nipponense is the source of this 1805-nucleotide messenger RNA. RefSeq lists its product as uncharacterized. Lineage: Eukaryota; Metazoa; Arthropoda; Malacostraca; Decapoda; Palaemonidae. The transcript has 5 exons. The record is from RefSeq and is a predicted model, not a curated record. The coding region runs from base 476 to 1207 and encodes 243 amino acids.